UGUGAGCAGGGCAGAGCAGAGGCAGGGCAGGGCGGGGCGGGGCGGGGCUGGGCGGGAUGGCGGGGGAAGGUGGGGAGGCUGAUGCCGUGAUAAGUGGUUCAUUAGUGCAAGUUAAAUUAGACGGAAGCAGCCAUCAGCGUGCAGCAGCAGCAGCAGCGGCGUUGGUGGUGGUAGUGGCGGUGAUGGAAGGGGAGGAGCCGGGGACGGGAGGGAAGGAGGGAGGGCAAGUGGGAGCGGGAGGUAGGGAGACAGUGUUUAGCGGUGUCCUCUCGCCUCAUAAAGAAAUCCCGUUCCGCUCAAGCGCUCUAAUGAGGAGCUAGAUGACAGGGCGCUCCGCUCCUCGCUAUAUAAUAAACACCUCUCGUUAGCUCGCCAUUCACAAUUUUCCGUCCAGAGACGCACAAUUACCGAGGCGCGGCCGCCCGCCCACCCUCCAAUUAUACCGUGAUCAGCUCCCAUCCCACUCUAUAAAAUUUGAGUUUGUGCGGCAUAUUGAAUGAAAACACACCCUCCCCGGCGAUCCCGAGACGGCAACACCACCCUGGUUAGCAGCCCGCCAAUCGCAGCGCAGUAUUGAUUCCCUCGCCGCCAAUCCCGGCGAGGUUUCCUCAGCAGAGGCUGCCCGGGGGCGGUUCCCUCGUACUACCGUUCACCGUGACAGACUCGCUGGCUUUAGUGCAACCCGUUAACAAAAUAUCCUUCUAUUUCUUCCACUCAAUGUUCCAAAGGGUAGUGGGUUGCUGAUAUGAGCGGCGCAAAACUCACACUGACGCUCGGAACAAGGCACGGCAACACAAACCCUCGUGUGGAGGAAUAUCUCGCUCUGAGUCCAUUGGAAUUCGAUGAAAUAAAAUGAAAAACAUCCCAGGGACAGCGGGAGCGGCUUUCUGAGGGGAGGCACUUGCCUAAUGGCAUCAUUUUCUGCGCCAAUUUGCUCACAAUUUGAAUAGAAAUUAAGUGUUUACGCACCCGCAUCAAAAUCUUUUGGUAUCUUACGUCACCACUUUGGUUAGGCCAAUGAGAGCGCUGCUCCACCCGCGGCCCACCAAUCAGGACGCUCCGCUGUUGAAAAGAGAAGAUUUGCGGUAAUAUACAUUGAAUUGUUGGUGUUAUCGCCGACAUUUGACGUUAAGAUUGAUAUUGGGAUGUGUAAACAAGGCGGGAGGCCCGCCUCACUCCUCCUCCCGCCCUGCAGCCCGCAGCACUACCACCCGCAGCCCCGCACGCCGCGCCGCCACCCCCGGGAAGGACCUGCCUGAAGGGGGCCUCAGCGCGCCCCUCCGCUGCCCGGCCAGCUCCGCGCCGCAGCCCACUGUUCACUUUGCUUUUGGUGUGGUGGUGACCUAACCAAGCGGAGAGUCGCCUGAGUGCUUGGACACCAACCCAGGCUGAGCACAGGUGGCGUUUCGGGCUGUCGGUCACACCACCGUCGCACCGACCUGGACACCGCCUGCCAGCUGGGGCGAGCACGGACCUGCCCUUUAUUCUUGUGUUCACUGCAGGCAGAUACUGCGUAGCCACAGAAAAGCGCGGCGCAUUCCGCCACGAACGUCUCACCAGCGGUGUGAAUAAGUGCGACGGCCAAAAAUUCCCUUCCGUCCUCAAAGGAACGCAGCCAAGUCGUUCAUCUCUCUACUUAGAAGAAAAGAAACCUGAGAGCGAUAACGAAGUAGAAAACUGACGCCUCGAAUAAGACAGUACAACGCAAGCCAUGAAAAGGACAUCGAUUCACACUGAAAGAAAGGAAAGGGCCACUUGACGCCGCUGACAGCAAAAGACAGACACCUGGCAGUCAUUGAACACGGGGACACGCAGGCCACCCUAACGCGGCAAGCCUUCCUCUCCAGUCCUGCUCCUCCUGUUAAUGCGUAAAUUAGGAAUACGGGGAAAUAAAGAAAAGGGGAAAAUGAGCAGUGAAGAUAUGUAACAAAGACAGACAGACAUCAGAUAAGAAAGAGAAGGAAUUUACAAGUAGAAAACUAAAAUGGAGGUGCACAGACUUUCGGCGUAAGAAAUAGAAAUGGACGUGACAGAGGACGGAAGGAUGUUCGCGAGGCAAGACUAAUAAAGGACAAGACAGAAAAUCAAGGAAGAAUAAAAUCUUGCAAAAAAGAAAUUGAGACUGACGGAAAAAAAAAAUGUAGAACAAAGAAAAAUGUGUACGAAGAACUAGUGAAGCAGAACAGAUAACUUCCCAAAGGAAAAUAACAAAGGAAAAGUAAAAAAAAAACAUUUUUUUUUUUUUACCGCUGAUAAAUAAAGACUAAGACCGGAACGAAAAAAAUCUGGAGAAAAACAAUUUACGAAAAUUCACCAAAAUGAGCAGCAAAUCCUUUUUAAUAAGGGACCUCUUGGGCGAUGUUCUUGUGGGCGGCGGUCGUCUGGCCCACCAAAACACGACCCGCUGCAGCCCACCACGACCCACCACCCAGCCAACCAUAGCCACCACCACCACCACCACCACCACCACUACAGCCGCUCACCAUCGCCACACGCCCGACACAGCCCCGCUAUCAGGAUCCCCCGCCCAUCGCUCGUCGCCGCCCUCGCCCGCUGCCCACGUGCGUGACAAGCAAGAUGAGGACGCGUCGGAGGCUGAGCCGCGCUCCACGCCCAGUCCCACACCCACGCCCACACCCCCACCCACCCUGCUGCUGUGUCCCGCGGGCGUGCUGGCCAGAGCGGCAGUCCCAGGUCCACUCACGCCUACCACUGUUCUCUCAACGCCCACGCUGCCACGCCCACCCACCAGCCCGCCCGCCUCUCGCACGCCCUCGCCAGGUGCAGAGGAGCCGCCUGACGAAGGGCUAGUCGACGCCUGCGACAACGACAGCAAUGCAGCGGUCCUGGACGCGGGCGGCAGGCGAGACGCAACACAGGACAAGAACAAGAAGCCCCGCCGCCGCCGCACUGCCUUCACGCACGCCCAGCUGGCUUACCUGGAGAGGAAGUUCCGCGUGCAGAAGUAUCUGAGUGUGGCCGACCGCUCUGACGUGGCCGAGGCGCUCAAUCUUUCCGAGACGCAGGUCAAGACGUGGUACCAGAACCGCAGAACGAAAUGGAAGCGGCAGAACCAAAUGCGUCUGGAGCAGCUGCGUCAGAGCGUUGGGGUGGGCGUGGAGAAGGAGCUGCUGGCGGGCGGGGUGGGCGGCGAAAGAAGCUCCCCCGGCGAUAGUCUGUCCGUGGUGGCGCCCAGCUGCUGCCCGCCCUACUUCCUGCCGCCCGCCGUGGAUCGCUCCUGCUUCAUCACCACGGCAGGAUUGUUCACUCGCCUGCCCUACUCCCCGUCCUGCUCCUUGUGACCACUCCCCGAUGUCUGACCCCUCACCUCGCUCCCCUACUCCGCGUUAUGACCCUAAUUUGUGACCUCCCUUCUCUGCGUUAUGAUCUUUGCCCGUGAUCUCUUCGCUAAUCACUUCUUGGGCUUUUUUUUUUGUGGGGGGUUAGUUUAAUGCUUGCCGUGUGGUGUUAUAUAACUUUUUAUCCUUUUUCGUUCUCACGGUGACUUGCGUGGACUGAUUUUUUUUUUUUUUUUUUGCGUGUAACUAGACUUGUAAAUUAUUCUGCAUUUUUUUUUCGAGUGUUGUAUUCUGUUUCUCGUUUCCUCUUCAUUGACAUAGCUUCCUCCUUCGUCACUUCUUUCUCAUUGUUCGUUCACUCACUUCUUUCUUACUUUAUCUUUUUAUGUGUAUUUUCUUUCUUGUUCCAUGGUCUUUUUUUUCACUCAUCUCUCCCUCACAUAAAAAUUAUUUUCCUUUUAAUUUUUCCGUUUUUGCUUGUUACUUCUCUCUCUCUCUCUCUCUCUCUCUCUCUCUCUCUCUCUCUCUCUCUCUCUCUCUCUCUCUCUCUCAUCUUACAGCAUCCAUCUUUCAAAUUCACACACCUAUACAUUUAAUCCUUACUGACCUUCCUUUCCCCCAUAGUGGCUAAUAUUUCUUUUCUUCCCUCUCCCACAAUGCUUUCUUCCAUUCCUCCACCUCUUCCUCACACAAUAACUAACCCACCUCCGUCUGUCCCACAAUAUUUUCCUCCACUACUUGUGUUACUCCCUUCCUCCAAUCUUCUUUCUCUCCCCACGCGUUUUCUGUCUCUUCUCUCCAUCAUCACAAUAUCUACAUGAAUUUCCUUAAUAUCUUGAUUGUUCCUCCUCUCCUCUACUGGAAUAAUAAUUGUUUCUCUAUUUCGUUCAUUCACUCCCUUAAAAAUAUAUAUACCAUUGACUUGUACAUAGUAACACGUAUCCUUUGCUGUGUGUGUGUGUGUGUGUGUGUGUGUGUGUGUGUGUGUGUGUGACUAUUGAUGUGAACCAAUAAAGUUUUUAUCACUACUAUUAUGUACGUUAGUAAGUAAUGUUCGAAAGUGGUCAGAAAACAUUAAUGUAGAUUUCUGACGAGAGAGAGAGAGAGAGAGAGAGAGAGAGAGAGAGAGAGAGAGAGAGAGAGAGAGAACGUAUGCAAUACACAAUGAAUGACUAGCUGGUAAGGCGUCUGCAACAUGGCGAGAUUCAUUAUACACACCAAACACUGUAAGAACAUACAGAUACAAGAAAACAAGGAGACUACACAAGACCAGUUGACACAUUGCAAUUCUAGUCUUACACAAGAACCCUUGUAUAUUAAGGCCUCUUUUUGUCUGGCCAGCAACUGUGGGAAGCUCCAUCAUAACCAAGUUAAGUUCCCUUACUUGUAACUCACUGGAAGUAGCACUUAGCUUGUUAGGUUAUGUAAUGACCUGACCUCCUAUUUUGAAACAAUGAGAAAUGUAUGGAAGGGGACAGACUUGAAACAGGGCAGGUGUGGACAGAACCAAGGUAAUCUAGUGGUCUUGAUAAGUCAUCAAAAUGUUACCAUAAGAGGAAAAUACUGUCAUUUAAGAUAUACCAGCCACUCUGAAAUGUAGAAAUACAGUAUGCUCCUUGUGUGUGUGUGUGUGUGUGUUAGGUUAAGAUGUUGGAGGAGUGGAAGGGAGGUUCCUCUGGGAUGCAACUAAAAAGGUUCCUCACACUCAUCCCAGUGAGAGAACGUAGGGUGGUCAGUCAAGGGCAGAUUGACUGUACAAAGAGAUUUAAGCAGAAUUCUAAAACAACUUUAAAAUCAGAUCAUGAAUAAAUAAACAAAUGAAAUAUGUGUAAGACAAAAUCAAUCAAUAAACAAAAUGAAAUAUGUGUAAGACAAAAUCAAUCAAUUAAAGUAAAUAAAAAUGGAAGAAAAUCAUCUGAAAACACAUAGCAUAAUGUUUUCAUAUACUUGAUAAAUAAAACCAUUUCUCCUCCUCCUCCUCUUCUUUCUACUCUACCUCUUCCUCCUCCUGAUAUGUGUCAAUAGCAAUUUACCAGUGGAGUUUCUAGUCAAAAAAAAAAAAGUAAGAGUUGGAGAUGGAGGAAGAGGGUUAAAAUUUGAAGAAGAAAAAUGGCAGAGGUAAUGAGAAAAAGGAGAAUAAGAAAAAAACUGAAGAAGAGAAAAAGGUAAGAAUGCAGAGGAGGAGGAGGAGGAGGAGGAGAAGGAAAGAGAAGAGUGCCACCACAAGGCCCACAAGUGGCGCCUCCUCUUCUUCCUCCACAACACUCUGGUUAUACUUCUUUGCUGUACAUACUGUGUAGAGAUGAACAGGAGUGUAAAUAAAAUUCAUGUGCUUGUAUAUGUGUUGCCUUUCAUUCAACUGAUAGUGUGUGUGUGUGUGUGUGUGUGUGUGUGUGUGUAAUUUACCAGUCUUGAAGCUCCCAUGUUUGAGUCAUUACCAGUUAUAAAAGUAUAGGUAAGGCCGAGAUCUCCCACACACCACUCCCUGUUCUGUGGCUUAAGGAGGACAAUAUUUGCUUGGUAGUUAGUUGAAGGCCUUACAAUUGA
Scylla paramamosain (green mud crab) is the source of this 5846-nucleotide messenger RNA. Its product is annotated as barH-like 1 homeobox protein. The record is from RefSeq and is a predicted model, not a curated record. The transcript has 4 exons. Gene Ontology annotation, biological process: regulation of DNA-templated transcription. NCBI's taxonomy places the organism in Eukaryota, Metazoa, Arthropoda, Malacostraca, Decapoda, Portunidae. The coding region runs from base 2319 to 3302 and encodes 327 amino acids. Gene Ontology annotation, molecular function: DNA-binding transcription factor activity, RNA polymerase II-specific; DNA binding.